AUCGACGUAUUAUUUCGAUAACAACAUCUCGCGCGUCUGGGAACAAUACGCGUCAGAUCUAUAUACUCUUUUGAGACAACUUUAUUUUGUCUUUGCCAAGUCUUUUUGCAAACUUUUAUUGUGACAAUAACAAGGUGCAGAGCAACACAUUGCUCGUCGUUUGUACUCGUAUUUUACGACAUUUUAAAAAAAAGAACGUAUUAUUUGUGAUUCCUAAAAAGAUAAAUAUGGACUGAGAAGAUAGGAUAUUUCAUAAGGAUUCUAUACAGAUUUUAACAAGAAAACGAUUAAAGAAGAGAAGGUGUGCCAGUAGUAUAAGACAACGUAACGUAUGACGUAAAAAAGAUGCCUUUGCAACAGUGGAUACAUAUACGACACAACAUUGAUAUACCAUGGAAGACCUUUGUCAGGGAGUCAUCUAAUAUACAAGAUAAAUCUCCAGAGAGAUGCGUUCAUCAGUUGGCUUUCCAAGGUAACGAAGCAAAGGCUACCUAUGAAGAAAUUGUUCAACAAACUAGUUAUAGCAAUACUCCAUCAGCAAGAUUAAAGAAUUUAAGGUUAAAAGUCACUGGAAACCAAGACAACUCCAACACAAAUCCAACUUCCAUUGUACAAUCAAAGAAGAGUACACUUUCCGACGAUAUUCUAGCAAAAGUCACAGUCAAUACAUUGUUAAAAGCAGUGGAGCAAAAGGACUUAAAGUUUUUGCAAAAACACAUGACGACAGAAAAUGUGAAUUCGUCUGAUGAUUUUGGUUGGACCCCAUUAAUGUCCGCUGCUUAUUGUGGUCAUUUAGAGAUUGUGCAAUUUUUAUUAAAUCUUGGGGCUAACAAAAAAACUAGAGAUAAGUCUGGUCUUACUGCAGCACAAUUAGCUUUAAAAAGAAAUUAUUUGAAUAUCGUAGCGUUAUUGAAGAAGAAGUCUGAUUCCAUAAGCAGUAUCAAUCAGUUAACUGCAAAUAUUCCAAAUAUAAAUAAUACAAGUACUUUAUCAGUAAGAUCAUUGCCUAUAGAAUCAUCAAUGGAGCAUAAUAAAGACAACGUUAUGGAAGAUAAGACACAGCUGGAACAGAAUGCAGCGUUUUACUGUGAAAUCUGUAAAGCGACCUUUCAAGAAACAACGUUACAAAAACACGAAAGUUCAACUCUACACAUCUUUAAUACAAAACCGAAACUGAAAUAUACAAUGUAUGGAAUAUCGAGGCAAAAUAAAGGAUACAGAAUGCUUUUGAAUACAGGAUGGGACGAGGAAGCUGGUCUUGGUCCUUCUGGGAAAGGAAUAAAAUAUCCCAUCAAAACAUGUUUAAAAAUGGAUCGCAAAGGAUUGGGACAAUUAAUAGAAAAUGAGUAUAAGAUUACUCAUUUUAAAUCGGGUGAUACAACUGCCAUUAACAGCUCCAAAAUGCCCAAGCAAAAACCUUUGAAGAAAAGAGACAGGGAAAGACUACUUCACAGAGAGGCUAGGAAAGAAAGAGCUUUGCGUAUAAUGGCGGACGAGCAGCAAAAAUUAUUGGAACACUUAGAAAAAGUUGAAAACAAAGCUGGCGAAAUUCUCACUGAUCGAGAGGAAAUAGUCGCUCUAGACAAGAGACGAAACGAUGAUCGUGUUGGAAUGAGAGCACUUCAAAAACAGUCGCAUGAAAAAACUUGGAUAACAGUAGGGCCGUUGCUUUUAAAGAUGUCAUCUAAAGCAGCUGAAAAAUUACUUGAAAAAGAUCAGAGAGAAUGUGAUACUGCCAUUAAUAAACUAAGAAGUGAUUUAAAGAUAAAAGUAAAUGAACUACGUGAUUUAGAAUUGACUCCACCAGUACCUGGAUUAAUGUUAGAACCUAUGUCUCAUAAAGAAAUGAAUGCAAUCGGACAAAUUUUCGGUCAAAGUGUCUGA
This is a messenger RNA of Trachymyrmex cornetzi, 1884 nucleotides long. RefSeq names its product G patch domain and ankyrin repeat-containing protein 1 homolog. The record is from RefSeq and is a predicted model, not a curated record. The coding region runs from base 346 to 1884 and encodes 512 amino acids. The transcript has 3 exons. Lineage: Eukaryota; Metazoa; Arthropoda; Insecta; Hymenoptera; Formicidae. Gene Ontology annotation, molecular function: nucleic acid binding; protein binding.